AUGGCGGCUCAACCUCAACCUCAUAUAAAUCAUGAAGUUCAUCUUCAAAAUUCACUAUCAACAUUUGAUUCAAUAUUAACAAAUCAAACAAGUUCAAUUCAUCAUUUAGUAAAUCAAUAUAAACAUUCAAAUUUUUCACAAAAUCAAUUGAAAAAAUCUUUAAAUAUAUUAAAUUCUUCUUUAUUAAAAAAUGGGAAAAUUGUUAUUAGUGGAAUUGGUAAAUCUCAUAAAAUUGCCGCUAAAACUGUUGCCACUAUGAAUUCUUUAGGUUUACAUAGUGCUUUAUUACAUCCAACUGAAGCUUUACAUGGUGAUUUAGGUAUAUUAAGAGCUGAUCAUGGUGAUUGUUUAAUUUUAAUUUCUUCAUCAGGGAAAUCUCCAGAAUUAUUACAAUUAUUACCUCAUAUUUCAUUAAAUACUCCAAUAAUCUUGUUAACAAAUAAAAAAAAAUCCCUAUUAUCACAACAUCCACAAAUUAAAUCACUACUUUAUGCUGAACUACCCUCUCAAUUAACUGAAGAAAAAAUUUAUGGAUUAACUGCUCCAACUAUUUCAACAACUUUAUGUUUAACUUUAGCUGAUGCUGUUUCAAUUUCUUUAGCUGAAUUAUUUAUUGCUGAUUUAAAUGAACGUAAAAAAAUAUUUGGUGAAAGACAUCCAGGUGGUGCAAUUGGUGAAGCUUAUGGUGGUUCAUUCUCUUCUUCAAAUCAAUCUUCAGUUUUCAAUACUCCAAGUUAUAGUUCAAGUUCAUUAAGUUCAACAAGUGCUCAAUCUUCUUCAGGUUUUUCACCAGCUUUAAAUCCAACAACUUCAUUAACUUCAAUCGAUGAUGAUGAAGAAACUCUUAAUGAUUUACCACAAGUUAUAUUUGAUAUUGGUUAUGAAAAUGAAAUUCAAGAUGAAAUUUUAAUUGAACAAGUUAAAAAAUCAAAAAAUGUUGGGAAUUCAAUUGGGUUUUUCAAAAAUGAAGAUGAAAUUUUACAAAGUAUUGCACUUUAUGAUUAUGUUAUUAUGAGUCAAAGAUUUGUUAUUUCAAUUGAUCGUUUAAAAUCUAUUUAUAGAAUUGUUUAUGAACAUCAAUAUGAAGAUAAAGAAAAAACAUUUAAUGAAUUAAAUUGGAGAAUUAAAGAAAAUUUGGUUAGAUAUACUUAA
Messenger RNA from Hansenula ciferrii, 1152 nucleotides. RefSeq names its product SIS domain-containing protein. The record is from RefSeq and is a predicted model, not a curated record. The coding region runs from base 1 to 1152 and encodes 383 amino acids. NCBI's taxonomy places the organism in Eukaryota, Fungi, Ascomycota, Saccharomycetes, Phaffomycetales, Wickerhamomycetaceae. The transcript has a single exon. Gene Ontology annotation, molecular function: carbohydrate derivative binding. Gene Ontology annotation, biological process: carbohydrate derivative metabolic process.